Molecule: messenger RNA, 2107 nt
Organism: Chinchilla lanigera (long-tailed chinchilla)
Lineage: Eukaryota; Metazoa; Chordata; Mammalia; Rodentia; Chinchillidae
Gene: Pon3
Product: paraoxonase 3
Exons: 9
Coding region: 262-1326 (354 amino acids)
Cellular component (GO): extracellular region
Molecular function (GO): arylesterase activity
Source: RefSeq, a predicted model, not a curated record
GGGGAGAAGGGAGCAGAGGACAGGUCCCGCGCGGAAACGUGGCCUUAGAAGCCGCGCGUGGAAGUUUCAGGGGGCGGCUCCCCGGGAACCAGCCCCGUGACCUUGCCCGUGACCUUGCCCGUGACCUUGCCCGCGCCCGGCGCAGUGCACGCGGGCAGCGCCCUGCCCGCCCCCCUUGAGGCCGGGCCGGGCCGGGCUGGGGCGGUGCGAGCCCGGAGCAGCGAGUGCGAGGCGCUGCUGGGCCCCGUGCGCACAGAGACAAUGGGGAAGCUGGCGACGCUGACCCUGCUGGGGGCCAGCCUGGCCUUCCUGGGGCAGAGGUUUUCGGCGUUUAGAGAAAGAAUGAACGCAUCUCGCGAAGUGGAGCCGGUAGAACUCCAGCACUGCCACCUGAUUGAGAAACUCGAAAAUGGCUCUGAAGAUAUCGAUAUUCUCCCUACGGGGCUGGCUUUUAUCUCUACUGGAUUAAAAUAUCCAGGCAUGCCAGACUUUGCACCAGAUGAGCCAGGAAGAAUCUUCUUGAUGGAUCUGAAUGAGCCAGCCCCCAAGGCACAAGCACUAAAGAUCAGUGAUGGAUUUGACACAGAGCUGUUUAACCCACAUGGCAUCAGUACUUUCAUCAACAAAGAAGGCACUGUGUACCUUUAUGUGGUGAAUCACCCUCACAUGGAGUCCACCGUGGAGAUAUUUAAAUUUGAAGAACAGCAACGAUCUCUUGUACACCUGAAAACUAUAAAACAUGAACUUCUCAAAAGUUUGAAUGACAUUGUGGUGGUUGGACCUGAACAAUUUUAUGCCACCAGAGACCACUAUUUUACCAACUUCUUUUUGGCACUUCUUGAGAUGUUCUUAGAUCCUCACUGGACUUACGUCGUGUUCUACAGCCCAAGCGAGGUCAAAGUGGUAGCCAAAGGGUUUGGUUCUGCCAAUGGAAUAACAGUCUCACGGGACCAGAAGUAUAUCUAUGUAGCUGAUGUAACAGAUAAGAACAUUCAUGUAAUGGAAAAACAAGAAAACUGGGAUUUAACUCAACUGAAGGUAAUACAAUUGGAAACCUUAGUGGAUAACCUGACUGUUGAUCCUGCCACGGGAGAUAUUUUAGCAGGAUGCCAUCCUAAUGUUCUGAAGCUGCUGAACUAUGACCCUAAGGAUCCUCCAGGGUCAGAGGUACUACGCAUCCAGAAUGUUUUAUCGGACAAGCCGACGGUGAGCACUGUCUACGCCAAUAAUGGUUCUGUGCUUCAGGGCAGCUCGGUGGCUUCGACGUACCAUGGGAAAAUUCUCAUAGGCACUGUGUUUCACAAAGCUCUUUACUGUGUGCUCUAGACUUCAGAUGUCCCAAAAUCUCUAUAUGAUUUGUCAUGUUAUGAUAAGUUUAAAAGGAGUGCAGAGAAAUUACAUAAUAGUCACCAAAUGACAAGUUAGGUGAGCGACAGUCCACCAAGAAACCAGAGUGCACCUCGCUGUCAAAUAUCUCCAGUAUUCUUCUACAAUAAGAACUGUGGGCUGUGGCCAUGGAAGUUGCUGCCUCACUAAGAGCCUUUGAUAAUUGUGGCACAAUUGCCUUCAACAACUGUGAUACUGAGUCUCCAGCACUCCAGUCCAGAAGAAAAGUCAUGCUCAAGAAGCUACGAUUUCUCUCCUCUCAGUUUUGGUGGAGACCAACUGCUAAUCGAGUGCCCCUGCGUUCAGCUAAAAGCAGGAAUUAGUAUGAGACUGUCCAAAGCCAUGCAUUCUUAGGGCUGGGAAUGUAGCUCAGCAGCAUAAGCGCCUGCCUGGCAAGAGCAAGGUCCUGGGUUCGAUUCCCGGUACCAAAAAAUAAAAGCAAAAAAGCCCAAAGCCAUACAUUCUCCCCAAGCGCAGGGGCAUCCCAAUCAGAGAAAUUUGCCAGAUACAUAGGGCUGAUGGGGUCAUUUGUAGUAGAUCUUUCUUUGUAUUGAUACUUGUGCAUCAAGUACUGCUAAUCCUGCUCUGCUCUGAAUCGUGAAAUGCAGCCUUAGGGCAGUUAUCUUGCACCGCUUUCAGCUUGCUCUGCUGCUCAUUUCAAUAAGCAUUUACUAAGCAACCUCCUGUAUACUUGGCACUAAUAAACCUGAAAUGAAUAAGA